Molecule: messenger RNA, 1991 nt
Organism: Uloborus diversus
Lineage: Eukaryota; Metazoa; Arthropoda; Arachnida; Araneae; Uloboridae
Product: fibrillin-3-like
Exons: 17
Coding region: 11-1783 (590 amino acids)
Molecular function (GO): calcium ion binding
Source: RefSeq, a predicted model, not a curated record
UGAAGCGUGUAUGAAUGGAAAGUGCAGAUGCGCUGAUGGCUAUGAAGGUUUUACCAACCAUUGCAAGCAGAGGUUGUGCAAAAAGGGGAUUUGUUCCGUUGCUGGUAGUACCUGCGAGGAAACAGACAUACCAGGAGUAGUGGGAUGCUCCUGCGAAGGGACCCUGUUCUUUGAUGGUUCAGAUUGCGAGUUUGGACGAUGUAUCAUUCCCAAGCUUAUGCCCUAUUGCUAUGACAAUUGUCCACCGGAUAUGGUACGGAAUGAAAAAGGUUAUUGUGAAGCCAAAGAUGAAAAUAGGAAAUGCGAAAAAGAAUGUAUGCACGGAUUUUGUAUCAAAGAAGGUGAAAAAGAAGUAUGCAAGUGCAUCCCAGAGUAUGCUGUAUUGAAAAAUGGUACAUGCAUUCUGAAUGCAAACAUGUGCGCAUCGAAGAAGCUGACCCCUGAUUUGUACAAGUGUGACUGUUCUGGAAUGUUCAAAUAUGCAGAUAAUGAUUUUACGUGUGAAAGCAAGUCAUGCAAAGAUGAAGACGUCCAAGAAGAAUGCCGCAGAAGAGGAGCAACUAGCUGCAGAGACAACUGGGGUUUGAUUGGAUCAAAUGUUGGAUUUGAAUGCGUCUGCGCACCAGGAUUUAGAAAGGACGCCAGCGGGACUUGCAGAAAUACUUGUGAACUUGAAAAUCAAGUUGAAAAAUGUUCCAAGAAUCACAGCAUCUGCUAUCUCGACGAGAAAUUUGAACCGUACUGUCGUUGUCCGCCAACGUUUUCCUUCAAUGAAGAAAAGCAAGUGUGCGAAUAUAAUGGGAAAAAUGCAUUUUUGCUCAAGAACUUACCUGUAUUGAAACAGAAAUAUAUGAGGAAAGAUGGCUCUGUGGAUAAAAUGUUGCUGCAUGCUGAUGUCAUUCAUUCUAUAAAAACAAUGUAUGCUGAGGAGGUACUAGAUUCUGCAUAUCUCUCUAACGUCAAGAUACUCAGUCACGUCCUGUAUUCUGACGUUGUACUUCAGUUCAAGAGGACAACUACGAUGACUGCAGGACGGUUUAAUCUUCAGGUGAUAAAAAAUAUCUCACGUGCUCAACAUGAAGAUCGAGUAGCAAUGUUGCCGCCAUCUUUAGUACUCAUAAACAACGUGGAAAUAGUUUCGAUUGAAAACGUUGAUUUCUGUUCGGAAUCGAUUACGAAUUUGCUGUGCGGAGAAGAAGCCCAGUGCGCGGAUCGUAAAUGCUUUUGUCCUCCGGGGUACAGAAUGAAGACAGGAAGUUUGACAGAAACGGACAAAUAUACAAUCCUCAAAUGCGAAGACAUAGACGAAUGCAAAGAAGGGUUUCACAGCUGUACAGAAAAUACUACGUGCGUCAACACUCCAAGAGAUUACUACUGUGGCUGUAAUCCUGGGUUUAAGAAAAUAGGCGAGUUAUUCCCGUUCCAGAAUGAAAUGAACAAAAACAAUUGCGUAGAUUUAUGUGAUUCUAAUCCUUGCAAAAGAGGACAGUGCAAUGUGAAGGACAAGAUGUUGAACUGCAAGUGUGACAUCGGAUUUGUUGGUUUUCUGUGUGACGUUGAAGAUGCUCACCUAAAAAAGGCUAAGAAUGUGACUAAAAUAAUCUCUGGAGUCCUGGGAAGCCUGCUCUUGGUUACGAUAGCACUAUUUAUCGUAUACGUUGUCAGAAAACAAAAGAAAAAGAGGAAUAACUCAGAAGACAUAUAUGUGUCUCAAGUGUAUCCUUCAGAAUUGCCUCUAAGAUCACCUACAGAAAGAAAUGGUCAUCGAAAUGUAUCUACCUGAGAAAAUUGUGCUUUUCUCCUGAUAUUAAAUCUCCUGAUUAAUUAUCUGGUUGACAGUUGAAUUUUUUGAACGAUUCUUGUUCAAGCAAACAUAACUGUAGAUUCCUUUUACUUUUCAAUUUUGAUUUUUUCGAGCUACAUUAAGAAGGAUCUAUGAAGGCAUUAAAUGGAUAUUCGUAAGCAUCUGGCAGAAAGGAAGGCAGUUUUAC